UAAGCGCAAAAUUAAAAUAAACAAACCAGGAAAACAGAAAUUUAACAGAGACUUGGAUUAACUUUCUCUAUUAUCGAUUUUACCCCUCUUCCAGGUAAUAAUGCCGACGGGAUUUCCAAAACAACCCUUAACUCUUAGGUAGUGGUGGGGCAAAUAAGCUUUAAAUAUUCGGAGUAAUAUUUUUAUUUUUCAUUUUACGUUGAACCGUUAACUACAACAGUAUGGCAAAAAUUUUCAAAUUUUUACUGUGCUUAAUGUUCCUCGUGAAAUUUUCACAAGCCAAAAACUGUACUUGUGUGCCUUUUUACCAGUGCUCAGAUGACGAAAGUGAAAUCAUCUCCGAUGGUCGCGGCCUAAUUGAAGUUCGAAAAUCUCGUCAGUGUGAUGGAGUUUUCGAAGUUUGUUGCAACUCCACAAUGGCCACCAGCACCACCACCGCUCCCACAAAACCGCCAAAAGGUUGCGGCUUCCAAAACCCAGACAUUUUCCCAUGGUCUUCUUCCCUUCUCUACAAACAAUACCCAAACUUUGUACCAUCCUACAAGUGUCGUAUUUCCCUCAUCCAUGAAAGAGUGGCCAUCACAGCAGCCCACUGUCUUCAAGAAAAAGGAUACUACCAGGUCAGAAUCAGCAGUGCUAUCCGAUCCGUUGCCCACAUGGUCCUGCACCCACAUUUCAAACUUGCCACUUUGCAAAACGACAUCGCUCUUUUAUUCCUCAACAAGCCGUUCAAAGUGGAAAAAAUCGGGACUGUCUGUAUUCCGCCCCCAGGUUCAGUUUUGGACAAUUUGAAUUGUUCUUCAGCGACAGCUAUGAAGGAGAAUCAGACCAGUUUGAAAGUUGUUCGUUUGCCGAUGGUUUCGAGGGAUUCCUGCGUGGGGUCGUUGAGGCAGAGCAGAUUGGGGGAGUUUUUCCAGUUGCAUCAGUCUUUUGUUUGUGCUGGGGGAAACGAUGAGGAUACUUGUGGGGGAGAUGGGGGGAGUCCGUUGAUUUGUCCCAUUCCUGGACUUCCGGGAAGGUACCAACAAGCUGGGAUAGUGUCCUGGGGCAUCGGCUGUGGGGGGAAUCUACCGGGGGUUUACGUAAAUUUGGCGUACUUUAGGGAGUGGAUUGAUGAAGUUAUGACGCAAAAUAAAUUUGACAUCAAUUCGUAUAGGUUUUAAAGUGUUAUUUCCAUGUAUUGCUUUGUAAAUAAAU
Tribolium castaneum (red flour beetle) is the source of this 1197-nucleotide messenger RNA. Its product is annotated as phenoloxidase-activating factor 2. Gene Ontology annotation, molecular function: serine-type endopeptidase activity. Gene Ontology annotation, biological process: proteolysis. The record is from RefSeq and is a predicted model, not a curated record. Bases 222 to 1163 code for a protein of 313 amino acids. The transcript has 2 exons. NCBI's taxonomy places the organism in Eukaryota, Metazoa, Arthropoda, Insecta, Coleoptera, Tenebrionidae.